AUGGAGCGCUUGCAACUGGCUUCCCCUGACCAGCCACCAGCGGGGCCGCCUGCUCAAGCGAAUAUGAUUGAUGACCAGCCGCCCAUGGAAGACCCGGAGGAAGAGUUCGUGGGACUGAUGAGGGCACAGCCAAAACACAAGCCCCAGCCGCAGUCAGCUGCACAGUCCGCUGCUGGCGUGCCCUGCCCUGGUUGCGGCGGCCGUCACACCCACACGGCCUGCCCCUUUCGCACCGCUAUCUGUCGCAGGUGCAAAGGAGAAGGACACAUUGCCAAAGUUUGCCGGGCUCUCCUGCCCGCACCUUCGUUCCUGCAAUCAACUAGCCAGCCCCAAGCGCAGAUGCGCCACCAGCAGCCGAGGCCCGCUAGGCGGGCUGAAGACUGUUUCUCUACCUGUCAGCCGCCUGCCUCUGAUUGUCUGAGAGGAGGCAUGAUUGAAGCUGUGAAUUUCAACUUUGUCAAGGAAUUCAUCUUUUCGGGUUUCACCAGUGACAGAAAAAUCCAGCUUCUCCUCUUUGUGGUCAUUCUCAUCAUUUACCUGCUUACAGUUUUGGGAAACCUGCUGAUCAUCAUAUUGAUACAGGUUGAUGUACAACUCAACACUCCAAUCAGGAUGGAAGCUGAGAAUGUCACCUCUGUUAAGGAGUUCAUCUUACUUGGAUUAACCAGCCAAAGAAAAAUCCAGCUUUUCCUUUUUGUGGUCAUUCUCCUUGUCUACAUGCUUACGGUUUUGGGGAAUCUCCUGAUCAUCAUCGUAGUGCAGAUUGACAUUCAGCUCCACAUUCCCAUGUACUAUUUUCUCUCACAUUUUGCAGGGGUAGAAAUAUGUUAUGUCACCAGCACCAUGCCCCUCAUGUUAACUCAUCUCUUGACUGGAAAUGGGGUCAUCUCUUUUGCAUUCUGCAUCAUCCAGAUAUAUGUCGCAUUGACCAUGGCGAGCAUGGAGUCCUAUCUCUUGUGUGUCAUGGCCUAUGACCGCUACUUAGCCAUCUGCCGUCCACUAAUUUAUGCUACUGCCAUGAGCAAGCAAAACCAGUGGCACUUUGCUUUAGCCUGCUGGGUAAUUGCUCCUGUGCUCUCUGCCAUCUGUGUUAUCUCUCUUGCUGGCCAAACUUAUUGUGGUCCCAACCAGAUCAACCACUUCAUAUGUGAAAUUCCAGUGGUGAUGAAACUUGCAUGUAGUGACACACAUAUAACCAAGCUUGUGAAAUUAGCUAUAGCAGCAUCAGGCAUUCUGGUUCCUCUAUCGGUCAUUCUGACCACCUAUGGGUAUAUACUUUACUCGGUCUCACAUAUGAAGUCAAACGUUGGACUGCAGAAGGCUUUCUCUACCUGUGGCUCCCAUUUGAUUGUGGUCGUUUUGUUUUAUGGGACGAUUAUCUAUAUGUAUAUGAUUCCAAAGUCAGCUUCAUCUCCUGAUCAUGAUAAACAAAUUGCAGUCUUCUAUGUUGUGGUCACCCCUCUGCUCAACCCCAUUAUUUAUACCUUGAGGAACAAGAGCAUACAUAGGGCAGUAUCUAAAAUAUUGUGA
This is a messenger RNA of Thamnophis elegans (Western terrestrial garter snake), 1530 nucleotides long. Its product is annotated as olfactory receptor 477-like. Gene Ontology annotation, molecular function: olfactory receptor activity; nucleic acid binding; zinc ion binding. Gene Ontology annotation, cellular component: membrane. Lineage: Eukaryota; Metazoa; Chordata; Lepidosauria; Squamata; Natricidae. The coding region runs from base 1 to 1530 and encodes 509 amino acids. Gene Ontology annotation, biological process: G protein-coupled receptor signaling pathway. The transcript is spliced from 3 exons. The record is from RefSeq and is a predicted model, not a curated record.